GCCAUAGCAACAAGGAUGCUAGGAGACCGAGCAGGCAGGGAACUACAUCUCCCAGGAUGCCACGGGGCGGCGAGACUCCGGCCAUGCUCCCGGGCGUUCUCCCCCUGGUUCCCGACCGCGACCGCGGCCCCCGAACUACCAAUCCCGUCGUCCCCUGCGCGCGCUUCCUACUCCCGACCAAUCAGCGGCGAACAGGUCGCUAAGUGGGAAAGGGGAGAGAAGAAGAUGGCGGCGAAAGGCGGCGGAGGAGGCGGCAGCGCGGGCAGCAAGAAUGGGAUCCUGGACAAGUGGAAAAUCGACGACAAACCUGUCAAAAUAGACAAGUGGGAUGGGUCAGCUGUGAAGAAUUCAUUGGAUGAUUCUGCCAAAAAGGUUCUCUUGGAAAAGUAUAAGUAUGUGGAGAACUUCUGCUUAAUCGACGGCCGCCUCGUUAUUUGCACGAUCUCCUGCCUCUUCGCCAUUGUGGCUUUAAUAUGGGAUUACCUUCACCCCUUCCCUGAGUCCAAGCCGGUUCUUGCAGUUUGUGUUGUAUCAUAUUUUGUAAUGAUGGGGAUACUGACCAUCUAUACGUCGUAUAAAGAGAAGAGCAUCUUCCUCGUCGCCCAUAGGAAAGAUCCGGCCGGGAUGGAUGCUGACGACAUCUGGCAGCUCUCCUCGAGCCUGAAAAGGUUUGACGACAAAUACACCUUGAGGAUGACGUUCAUCAGCGGCAGAAGCAAGCAGCAGAGGGAGGCAGAGUUCACCAAAUCCAUCGCCAAAUUCUUCGACGGCCACGGCACGUUAGUCAUGGAGGCCUUUGAGCCCGAAGUCUCCAAGCUCCACGACAGCCUGCUCCCGGAAAGGAAGAGCAAGUAGGCUGCAUCCAAGGACCACCAUCCCGCUGGGCUCGUGCUGCGUUUAAGCCAAUAAAGCAAAAUAGCAACGAAUGAUGUUAGCCUCUGUUCGUGUCCUGGAAUCCUCUCUGCCCUUCCUCUUCCCCCGCCCUCCCCAAGAGUAAGGAUUUGACAUCUAGGACAAGUUGUUCAAGACUGGAGCCUGGCUUUGCCUGGCUUUGGGUCAGUGUCUUCAAGCUACCUUGUCGGAUUGCUUGGUUUUGAAAGCUAGCCCGUCUUUCGAAGGCAGCUGUGCACCAUGGCCCUGCUCAGCACUCGAGCGUGGCUGGGUUUUUCUUUUUUGUCCCAAGAUGGCCGGGGGUGUGUGUGUUAUUUUCAGGGCAAAACAAGCUUUAUUAAACCAGCUCUGUUUAUUGGCAAGUAAGUUUUCUUUACUUUUCUAUUCAUCAGGCAAGCCAAAUGGUUCACAUGUGUUGUUUUUUAAACAAAACGGUUUAUUAGGUGGGAUAAAAGCUUGUUUUUUGGGGGGGGGUUGAUUUGAUUUGAUUUGAUGUUUGUUUGUUUUUUAAAGGCAGGUUAGAAAGCUAGAUAAACCUGCUGGGGUGUAUUUCAGAACAAAGGCAACUGCAGAGCAUAUAUAAGAAAAAAGCAAAGAGAAUUUUACAAUCCAUUUCAUCUGUUUUGUGUCUCACCUGGUGCAUUUUUUUCAUGCUGAACAGUCUCUUCCUUCUGUCCCGUAUAUAAACUGCCAUUUUCUAAAAUGAUUUUUUUCCAAUAAAAGGAAUGAGCUUAUGUGAAAA
Molecule: messenger RNA, 1633 nt
Organism: Hemicordylus capensis (graceful crag lizard)
Lineage: Eukaryota; Metazoa; Chordata; Lepidosauria; Squamata; Cordylidae
Gene: SPCS2
Product: signal peptidase complex subunit 2
Exons: 5
Coding region: 16-855 (279 amino acids)
Biological process (GO): protein targeting to ER
Cellular component (GO): membrane; signal peptidase complex
Source: RefSeq, a predicted model, not a curated record